AUGUAUCACACUCUCAAGUUCACCUACCUCGCAGUCCUUGCGGCUCAGAUUGGAGUUUCGCUCUCUCAUCCUUCCCUCGAACAUAUCGAAAGGCUCUUUGUCCCCCUCACUAUGGGCGUUGCUAGUAACUGGGGCGCAAUUGCACAUACGACUUUGACCAGCACUGGAGCCACCUUGAUUACUGGAAAUUGCGGAACCUGCCCUGGCACAGCAAUCACUGGAUUCCCUCCCGGAAAAUGCACAGGCACCAAAUCUGCUGGUGGAACAGCUGCUUGCUCGGCAGAAGCUGCCUGUCUCUCAGCUUACAACAAGGCACGGGCUGCUAGCCCAACUGUUGCUCUCCCUGCAGCUGAUCUGGGAGGCUUGACUCUCCCUCCAGGCGUCUACACGUUCCCCACAGCCGCAGGGUCGCUGACAGGUAACGUCACUUUGAAUGGAGCAAAGAAUGCCAAUGGACAGUUCAUUUUUCUCCUGUCGACGACCUUUGAGGCCGCUGCUGCUUCGAAGAUACUGUUGAUUAAUGGAGCAAAGGCUUGCAACGUCUACAUCAUUGUUGGGUCCUCAGCAACAAUUGGGGCUGCCAGUGCGCUGCAAGCAAAUAUACUUGCAUACACAUCUGUGUCAGUUGCGAAUGGCGCGUCUAACAAGGGCGUCUUGUGUGCGCUGAAUGGGGCGGUCACUCUGAUCAAUGAUGCUCUCACUACUCAGGCCAAGUGUUAG
This is a messenger RNA of Lachnellula hyalina, 720 nucleotides long. RefSeq lists its product as uncharacterized. The record is from RefSeq and is a predicted model, not a curated record. Lineage: Eukaryota; Fungi; Ascomycota; Leotiomycetes; Helotiales; Lachnaceae. The transcript has 2 exons. The coding region runs from base 1 to 720 and encodes 239 amino acids.